Messenger RNA from Chelmon rostratus (copperband butterflyfish), 1287 nucleotides. Its product is annotated as D(4) dopamine receptor-like. Gene Ontology annotation, cellular component: membrane. Gene Ontology annotation, biological process: G protein-coupled receptor signaling pathway. The transcript is spliced from 3 exons. Gene Ontology annotation, molecular function: G protein-coupled receptor activity. The record is from RefSeq and is a predicted model, not a curated record. NCBI's taxonomy places the organism in Eukaryota, Metazoa, Chordata, Actinopteri, Chaetodontiformes, Chaetodontidae. The coding region runs from base 1 to 1287 and encodes 428 amino acids.
AUGGCUCUGCUGCUGCACGCUGAUGUGGAAAAUAGGCAGGAGAAGGGAGGUGAAAUUAUGGAUGUGCACACUUCUUGGAACCAAACGACCACGCGCCACGAGACUCUCAUGGGUACGAUGUUUUUCAUAUUCAACUGCACAAUCUUGAGCUUAACGCUGGUCUUGGGUCUACCAGGGAACCUGUGGGUUUGCUGGGUUGUCUUCAGGACCAAGAGCCUGCAGACCUGCAACAAUGCGCUGCUGGUCAGCCUGGCCGCCAGCGACCUGCUGAAGUGCUCCGUGGACACGCCGCUGCUGCUCUUCUCCUUCCUGCGUUAUGGGUCGGACGGCCGACAGGUGUCGGUGCCCGUGUGCACCGUGCAGCAGUUCACCUACGCCCUGUGCAGCUGCGUCCAGCUGCUCACGCUGGUCAGCAUCAGCGUGGAGCGCUUCCAAGCCAUCGCGUUCCCCUUUCAAACGGAGGGGAGGGGAGCGAGGGUCCGCCUCUGGAUCCUGUCCAUCUGGGCCGUCGGCCUCAUCUUGGCGAUAAUCUCUCUGUCUCUUUCCGAAAAGGCGCUUUUUUACAUGCUCUGCCGCGCGCACACGUGGGGGCGCGGCGGGGAGCGUCUGCGAAACUGGGAUCCGUUUGGACCCUACGUGCUGGUGCCGGUGUGGGGAUUGUCUCUGACUGUGAUCGUCAUCCACUACGUGAGGAUUUUCAAAGUUGUAAGACAGCACCGAAAGAAGGUGUUCAACCGGGGAGUCCAGCUGAGGCCGACGGUUUCGGAACACGUCUGGGGCUUGUUGGGCGUCCACACUUCAGCACCACGGACAGCUCCGCCGGCCUCCUUCAAGUCUCUGCCCUCCGUGGGCUGCGGCAGCCCGCUGCCUCCCCGCAGGACGGUGCUCUUGGUGGCCGAAGCCGGUGCUCCCUGUGCGCGCUCGUCCACGGGAGGCGCCCCUGGGAGACCUCCGGAGAUCGUGGGGGCAGUGUGUCUCCUGACCCCCGGGGCCAGGGAGCGGGGGAAGAAACAGAUGGAGGGAAAGCUGGCCAAGCGUUUUGGGUACAUAAUCAUUGCGUUCACGCUGUUCUGGGUGCCCAUGGUGGUCAUUCUGCUAAUAAAUGUCAUCUCCUGGCAGGACACAGACAAACUGCUGAUGGAGCUGGAGACAUCAGCGAUAGUGCUGACUUGUGUGCAGGCUGCAGUGGAUCCCCUCAUUUAUACUCUAGUCACCAGACAGUUUCGCUCUGAACUCAGCAAGAUCCUCUCCUCCAUCCCCGGGUGUCGCCUAAAGCUGAGGGCUUGA